AUGGUCCACACCUACCCUAAGGUGGCUAGAUGGAAAUGGCCGCUCUUUGUCUCGACAAUGCAACUUUCCCCGCCAGCUCCGUUCGUCUCAGCAACCCUGGAACGUGCGUUGCUGGGUGCCUUGGCCCAUGCCUUCGACAGGCCCCUCAGCGCCUCCUUUGAUGCAACUCCCUUUGGUGAGCGCGGAUGGGCUAAACCCAAGGUGGUGCAUACGUCCGUUCUCUCCUCAUGCCAGAUAUACUUCUGCAAAUCUCAUUGGCAGAUCGCGUUCUGGAAAGAUGUCGCCUGCGCCGAGGUGACUGACAAUACGUACACACCUUGA
This is a messenger RNA of Penicillium argentinense, 321 nucleotides long. RefSeq lists its product as uncharacterized. The transcript has a single exon. The record is from RefSeq and is a predicted model, not a curated record. The coding region runs from base 1 to 321 and encodes 106 amino acids. Lineage: Eukaryota; Fungi; Ascomycota; Eurotiomycetes; Eurotiales; Aspergillaceae.